Mesitornis unicolor (brown roatelo) is the source of this 983-nucleotide messenger RNA. RefSeq names its product serine incorporator 5-like. Lineage: Eukaryota; Metazoa; Chordata; Aves; Mesitornithiformes; Mesitornithidae. Gene Ontology annotation, cellular component: membrane. The record is from RefSeq and is a predicted model, not a curated record.
AUGACUUGUGGUUUUUGUCUGCAGUUGGCCUGCUGCUGUGGUACCGCUGCCUGUUCCCUGUGCUGCAAAUGCUGCCCCAAGAUAAAACAGUCAACCAGCACCCGCUUUAUGUAUGCGCUUUACUUCAUCCUGGUGACGAUCAUCUGUUGUGUCAUGAUGUCAACGACCGUAGCUAAUGAAAUGAAAACACACAUUCCCUUCUACACGCAAAUGUGCAAGAGUAUCCAGGCAGGUGAGAUGUGUGAGAAGCUGGUGGGAUACUCUGCAGUGUACAAAGUCUGUUUUGGAAUGGCCUGUUUCUUCUUUCUGUUCUUCUUGUUCACCAUCAAAAUUAACAGCAGCAAAAGCUGCCGGGCAUACAUUCAUAACGGAUUCUGGCUCAUUAAACUCAUACUUCUGGCAGGAAUGUGCUCAGGAGCCUUCUUCAUUCCAGAUCAGGACACUUUCCUCAAUGCCUGGCGCUACGUAGGAGCAACAGGAGGUUUCCUUUUCAUUGCCAUUCAGCUCAUCUUGCUUGUUGAGUUCGCACACAAAUGGAAUAAAAAUUGGACUGCAGGUGCAAACCACAAGCAGAUGUGGAGUGGUUUGCUUGCCCUGGUCACUCUUAUCUUGUACUCCGUUGCUGUGGCUGCCCUGGUCCUCAUGGCUCUUUUCUACACGCACUCAGAGGGCUGCAUGUACAACAAGGUCCUGAUUGGUGUCAACGGUGGCCUGUGUCUCUUUGCGUCACUGGUGGCCAUAUCGCCCUGUGUCCAGAAUCGGCAGCCCCAUUCUGGUUUGCUGCAGUCAGGAAUUAUCAGCUGCUACGUCAUGUACCUCACUUUCUCAGCACUAUCCAGCAAGCCACCAGAAACUAUCCUGGAUGAAAACAAUCAGAACAUCACAAUUUGUGUACCUGAAUUUAGCCAAGGCCUGCACAGAGAUGAAAACCUGGUUACUGGCCUGGGCACUACCAUUUUGUUUGGCUGCAUUUUAUAUUCUUG